This is a messenger RNA of Salvelinus fontinalis (brook trout), 1115 nucleotides long. Its product is annotated as scavenger receptor cysteine-rich type 1 protein M130-like. The transcript has 3 exons. NCBI's taxonomy places the organism in Eukaryota, Metazoa, Chordata, Actinopteri, Salmoniformes, Salmonidae. Gene Ontology annotation, cellular component: membrane. The record is from RefSeq and is a predicted model, not a curated record. Bases 80 to 1045 code for a protein of 321 amino acids.
UGGGACCACUUCCUGUUCUGGGAUAGUGGAAGCCUUCUACAGAGGAGAAUGGUCAGGUCUAUGUCCUAGUGGGUGGAGCAUGAUGACAGAGGUUAAGGUUGUGUGUAGACAGCUGGACUGUGGGAAUCCUGUAGCUGAAUCUAGAGGACGUCUGAUUGAAGAUGGAAGAAGAGGAGUCACACUAAAUCUUUGCAUUGGACAUGAGUCUUCUAUUGGACAGUGUAGCAUCAUGAUCAGCGGAGAACCUGGUGUCUGUGAUGGUGGAUAUUAUCAUCAUGUGACCUGUUCAGAGUCUGUGCGGCUUGUGGAUGGAGCUGGUCUCUGCUCUGGGAGAGUGGAGGUGAAGUCCAAUCAGUCCUGGGCCUCAGUGUGUGAAGCUGACUUUGACCGGCAGGAUGCAGAGGUAGUCUGUGGGGAGCUUGGCUGUGGUGCUCCUGCAGCUCUACAGGGGGGGCUCUAUGGAGGAGGUGAGGGUCAGACCUGGGAUAAAGAGUUCCAGUGUAAAGGCAAAGAGUCCCUUCUCCUGGACUGUGACACCUCAGACAGAGAAAACAACACCUGCCUACCUGGUAAUGCUGUUGGACUCACCUGCUCAGAGCCUGAUGAUGUGAGGCUGGUGGGAGGAGGCAGUCGCUGUGCUGGUGGAGUGGAGCAGUACGACCAGGGAGAGUGGAGGACUGUGGGAACUGAGGACUGGAACGAGGAGAAUGUAGCUGCAGUAGUGUGUAGACAGCUGGGAUGUGGCUCUACUGUUUCAGAACUACCAGGAAACACCACUGGAGGGUUUAUAGUUUACUGUUCUGGGUCUGAAUCUUCACUGAGGGAGUGUAGAAGAAGUUAUGGUCUCCUUCCUGGACUCACAGUGAUCUGCUCAGGUAAUAAAAUUAUAUUAUAUUUAUAUUCAACUGAUUUCCUUCAUUCAUACAACUUCCUCUGCACCUCUCAUGAUGACUGUUUAACUUGUCAGUCUGCUUUGCAAAGUAGAUCACUCAGUCAAGUAGGAAUGAAAUACAAGUUAAAUAUCCCAGAAUGCUUUUGUAUUUGAGUGUUAUCUCAGUGAACGUCUCUACUCACUACCACUGUCACAUGUCAUGUUAUUGUCAUAUCUAAAUGAG